AUAUGUCAAAAAGUUUUGUCUGUAUUGCAAAGUAAAUUGUUAUUGACAUUUGGCGCGAAGACUUCUUGAUUUUAUAAUGUUUUUGUGAUUUUAAGACGCUAAUAGUGUUUUUUUUCAGUGUCUCUCAUAAAUUUUCACGAUGCCAGCUUUCUUACGAUAUAUAGACAUGGAGAACUUCAAGUCCUACCGCGGGCGCCACCGCAUAGGGCCUCUGAAGUCUUUCACCGCAGUCGUUGGCCCCAAUGGCUCAGGAAAAUCAAACUUCAUGGAUGCUGUGAGUUUCGUUAUGGGGGAGAAGACAUCAUUGCUACGAGUGAAACGCCUCAGUGAUCUUAUCCAUGGAGCCUCUAUCAAUAAACCUGCUUCAAGAAGUGCGUCGGUGACAGCAACAUUUAUUCUGGAAGACAUGACAGAGAAGCAAUUCCAAAGGUCUGUCAUUGGGCAGUCAUCUGAUCACAAAAUUGAUGGACAGUCUGUGUCAGUAAGCCAGUACCUGGCUGAACUUGAGAAGCUGGGCAUCAAUGUCAAAGCCAAGAACUUCCUGGUGUUCCAAGGAGCCGUGGAGAGCAUCGCCAUGAAGAAUCCCAAAGAGAGGACUGCUCUGUUUGAGGAAAUCAGUGGUUCUGGAGUUCUGAAGGAGCAGUACGAGGCUUGCCGCGCGGAAGUCAACCGCGCCGAUGAAGAAGCACAGUUCUCCUACCAGAAGAAGAAGGGAGUUGCUGCCGAGAGAAAGGAGGCGAAGUACGAAAAAGACGAGGCUGAGAAAUAUACUAGGCUUAAAGAGGAGUUGCAACAACAGAGAGUGGAGUUGCAACUGUUCCACCUCUACCACAACGAACAGGACAUACAGAACGCUGAAGAGGAGCUCCAAAGUAAGCAGUCGGAGCUCGCUAAAGUGGAGAAGAAGAGGCAGAAAGCAGAGGAAGCUCUCAAAGAGAAGAAGAAGGAAACGGGCGCAGCGCAACGAGAACUCGCCAAGUUAGAACAGGAUAUCAGAGAAGUGGAAGCGGAGGUAUCCAAAAAGCGUCCAACCUUCAUCAAGGCGAAGGAGCGUGUGACCCACACACAGAAGAAACUCGAGGGUUCCAUCAAGACCCUGGAGCAGGCGCGUAAAGCCCACGAGGCUCAUCAGGCAGAUAUCAGGAAGCUGGAGGAAGAGCUUCGUCAAAUUGAGGAGCAGAAGGCGCAAUGGGAGGCCACCAUCACGGGCUCCAGCCACACCCGCGCCGACGUGCACCUUGAGGAGGCGCAGAUAAGAGAAUACGAAGAGCUAAAGAUGGAGGCGUCCCGCCAGGCGGCGCGCUACUUGCAAGAUCUGGACUCAGUCAACCGCGAGCAGAAAGCGGACCAGGAUCGCCUCGACAAUGAGAUGAGGCGUAAGGGCGAGCUAGAAAACAAACAUCGCCAAAAGGGCCAUGAGAGAAACGAGGCCAUGAAACGAGUGGAGAAACUGAAUGAACACAUCAAGAGCUCCGAGCAAGCCCUUGAGGAGCAGAAAAGACUGAGAGCCGAGCUACAAGCUGACGUAGGCUCGUGCCGUAGCCGUGGUGCCGCGCUCCAGGAAGCUCUAGAAGAUGUGGCUUCACAGUUGGGUGAUGCGAGAGUUGAUAAGCACGAAGAAGCGCGCAGAAAGAAAAAGCAGGAGAUCGUGGAGAACUUCAAACGGGAGAUUCCGGGAGUGUACGACCGCAUGAUCAACAUGUGUCAGCCCACCCACAAGCGGUACAACGUGGCCAUCACCAAGGUGCUCGGCAAGUACAUGGAAGCCAUCGUGGUUGACACGGAGAAGACUGCGCGGCGCUGCAUCCAGGUCCUCAAGGAGCGAAUGCUUGAGCCCGAGACGUUCUUGCCGCUGGACUACAUCCAGGCGAAGCCCCUGCGCGAGCGGCUCAGGGAUAUAAAGGAGCCGAAGAACGUGAAGUUGUUAUUCGACGUGUUGCGUUUCGAGCCGCCGGCCAUCCACCGCGCGGUGCUGUUCGUGACCAACAACGCGCUGGUCUGCGAGACGCCCGAGGACGCGUCGCGCGUCGCUUACGACCUUGACCGCACCAAGAACAGCCGUUACGACGCGCUGGCGUUAGAUGGAACUUUCUACCAGAAGUCCGGUAUUAUCUCUGGUGGUUCUCUGGACUUGGCGCGUAAAGCCAAGCGUUGGGACGAGAAGCACCUUUCCCAGCUUAAAGCCAAAAAGGAAAAACUGACUGAGGAGUUGCGUGAGUCUAUGAAGAAAUCCCGCAAGGAGUCUGAACUUACGACCGUCGACUCGCAGAUUCGCGGACUCGAAUCCCGGCUCAAAUACGCACUAACGGAUCGCGACACUACGUUAAAACAAAUAAAAACUCUCGAUGCGGAACUCGCCGAAUUGGAGCGCAGAAUGGAUAUGUUCGGGCCUCAAAUCGAAGAGAUCGAGCGCACGAUUUGCGAUCGCGACGCCAAAAUACAGGAGAUAAAAGAGAAUAUGAACAACGUAGAGGACGUGGUCUUCCGCGGAUUCUGCCGGGACAUCGGCGUCGCCAACAUACGUCAGUACGAGGAGCGCGAAUUGCGCGCGCAACAGGAACGUGCUAAGAAGCGGAUGGAGUUCGAGGCGCAAAUCGACCGGAUCGCGUCCAACUUGGAGUUCGAGCGAUCGCGCGACACGCAGAAGAACGUAACACGGUGGGAGCGCACAGUGCAAGAUGGCGAGGAUGAAUUAGAGGCCAGUCGCCAAAUCGAAACAAAGCAGAGACAAGACAUUGACCGCGAACUUAGACGCGCGGACGCCCUCAAGGCCGACCGAACCGCGGCCCGAGCGGCCCAGGACAAGGCCGAUGACGCCGUGUCCGCGGCCCGCAAAGAAGUGGCUAGCAUACAGAAGGACAUCCAGACGGUUCAGAAACAGAUCGCGAGCAUCGAGUCCCGCAUCGAGAGUCGCCGCAGCGAGCGACAUAACAUAUUGCGACAGUGCAAGAUCGAAGACAUCUCGAUCCCUCUGCUGGAGGGUAGUUUGGAGGAAGAGGGUGAUUCAGAGUCCAGCGCUGCGCUACAGCGACGUGAAUCCAGGAUCCGCGUCGACUACAGCUCCCUGAACGACGCUCUGAAAGAGCUCGAAGAGCAGGACGAGAUAAAACGCAAAGGCGACCGGCUUCAGAAGGCUAUCAACUCGCUGCAGAACACCGUCGACAAGAUCCAAGCGCCUAAUAUGAGGGCAAUGCAAAAACUGAACGAAGUGCGCGAAAAAGUUAACGCCACGAACGAGGCUUUUGUCGCGGCGAGGAAACGUGCGCACAAAGCCAAACUGGCCUUCGAAAAGGUAAAGAAGGAACGUCACGAUAAGUUCAUGGAUUGCUUUGAGCACGUAUCUAACGAGAUCGACGCUAUCUAUAAGUCCCUGGCGAUGAACCAGUCCGCGCAGGCGUUUUUAGGGCCCGAGAACCCCGAGGAACCUUAUCUGGAUGGAGUCAACUACAACUGCGUGGCGCCCGGCAAGAGGUUUCAGCCGAUGUCCAACCUGUCCGGUGGAGAGAAAACUGUAGCGGCGCUCGCGCUACUCUUCGCAAUACACAGCUACCAGCCGGCGCCGUUCUUCCUUCUGGACGAAAUCGACGCGGCUCUGGACAACACCAACAUCGGCAAGGUCGCGUCCUUCAUCCGGUCCAAGAAGGGCUCGCUGCAGACCAUCGUCAUCUCGCUCAAGGAGGAGUUCUACGGGUGCGCCGACGCGCUGGUUGGCAUCUGCUCGGAGCCUGCUGAUUGCCUCGUGAGUGACGUAAUAACGCUCAGCCUCGAGAACUACCCUGAUUAAGCUUUUGUUCAUUGUGUAAUAGAACUACGAACAAGAGUCCAACGAAACUUAUGCCCACGCCGAUAAUAUCGCACGGGUGACAUUAUCACGCAAUAUGGCGUAGUCUUCCAGAACGGGAAGUUGUUGGAGUUUUUUUCUUUCUAAAUGUAUUUAUGCAUGACACACAUAUUACUUAUUAAAAUAAUUAUUCAAAUAA
Molecule: messenger RNA, 3980 nt
Organism: Pararge aegeria (speckled wood butterfly)
Lineage: Eukaryota; Metazoa; Arthropoda; Insecta; Lepidoptera; Nymphalidae
Gene: SMC1
Product: structural maintenance of chromosomes protein 1A
Exons: 27
Coding region: 140-3784 (1214 amino acids)
Biological process (GO): sister chromatid cohesion
Cellular component (GO): cohesin complex; nucleus; chromosome
Molecular function (GO): ATP hydrolysis activity; DNA binding; protein binding
Source: RefSeq, a predicted model, not a curated record